GAUUUCCUGCUUCCCCAGCAGGUCAGAGUUGGGAGGUUGCAGGCUCAAGAUGGCUGCGUCCAUGGGUGACAUGUUCUCCUUUUGUGUGGAUCCAGCCGGUCGAGCCCGGGCCGUGGUGGAAGUGCGGUUCAUUAACAAUGUCAAGGGCAAGGGCUUAUUUGCCACCAGGAACAUCCAUAAAGGGGAAACGAUCUUCAUGGAGAAGCCCGUGGUGUCUUCCCAGUUCCUCUGGAACGCGUGGUACAACUACAAAGCCUGCGAUCACUGCCUGCGGGCCCUGGAGACGGCAGAGGAGAACGCGCAGAGGCUGCUGGGGAAGAGCUACCAGGUGCUGCCUCACCCGGACCAGUGCGGCAUCCGGAAAGACUUGCAUCAGCAGUGCCCGCAGUGCCAGGUGACGUACUGCAGCGCUGCGUGCAGGCAGUCUGCCUUGGAGCAGUACCACCAGGUCCUGUGCCUUGGGCCAUCCAGGGAGGACCCCAUGCAUCCCCUCAACAAGCUGCAGGAGGCCUGGAGAAACAUCCAUUAUCCUCCAGAGACUUCAAGCAUCAUGCUGAUGGCAAGGAUGGUGGCUACAGUCAAACAGGCCAAGGACAAGGACUGGUGGAUAAAGCUUUUUUCCCAGUUCUGCAGCAAAACGGCCAACGAAGAGGAGGAGAUCAUCCACAAACUCUUGGGGGACAAAUUUAAGGGCCAGCUGGAGCUCCUGCGGCCGCUCUUUGCAGAAGCCCUGUAUGAGGAGCGUCUCGGCAGGUGGUUUACUCCUAAAGGGUUUCAGUCACUCUUUGCCCUGGUAGGCACCAACGGCCAAGGCAUCGGGACCAGCUCCCUGAGUCAGUGGGUCCAUGGCUGUGAUGCGCUGGAGCUGCCCCUACAAGAGAGAAAGCAGCUGGACGCCUUCAUAGACCAGCUCUAUAAGGACAUCGAGAAAGAGACCGGGGACUUCCUGAACUGCGAGGGAUCAGGGCUGUACGUGCUGCAGAGCUGCUGUAACCACAGCUGCAUCCCCAAUGCCGAGACCUCCUUCCCGGACAACAACUUCCUCCUCCACCUCACAGCCCUGGAGGACAUCAAGGCGGGAGAGGAAAUCUGCAUUAGCUACUUGGAGUGCUGCCAGCGGGAUCGGAGCAGGCACAGCCGACACAAGAUACUCCGGGAAAACUACCUGUUCACCUGCUCGUGCCCCAGGUGUCUGGCGCAAGCCGAAGACCCUGACGUGACAUCGGAGGAGGACGAGGAGCUGGAGGGCGAGACGGACGACGCGGAGCUGGAGGAUGAGAUGACGGAUGUUUGAUCCUGGGCCUGGGGGGCAUGGGGCUCCUUGGGCUCCCAGCAGGCCGGGAAUGCAUGGCGGGGGGAGCACACCUUGGCACUGCCCAUUGCUGGUGUCGUGGCGGGGUGGGAGGGACGAAUGGUCAGGCAGGGCUGGGCUGUGGGUGCAUAUGCCUCUGGUCCAUCAGCCCCGCUGCUCCGUGAUGCACUGGACAGGUAGCGAGUGUCCUGCAGCUAUCGCUGCAGCGCCUGGCACGUUCUCGUGAGCAUCACAGCCGUGUGUGGGGCAGGCGGGGGGACCCCUGCGCUGGUGCACACACAGCACCACACACUGGGGCAGGGCCUCGCACAUGGCCUCAUCCAGUGAGAAGCAGCUGCUAUUAGAUGCAAUGAUAAUCUGACAACUAGGGAGGCAGGGACCAAAUGUCUGGGCAGGGGUGGGUGGGGAAAGAGGUUUAACCUUGUGGAGACUGAUGUAUGCAGAGCGGUGGAGGUGACUGCCUGCUAGGACCAGCCAUGGCCUCCCCUCACAUGCAUGGGCAAUUAGCUCCAUCUCUGUGUGCAAUGGGUGCAGGAUGGUGCUUCCCUUGCCUUGCUGGGUGGGGCGGGAGGAUGUGAGGCUGCUAAAGUCUGUACACAGCCACGCCAGCUCUGCAGCACUCGGGGGGCUGAUGGUCGGGGCACCGGCAAGGGACAGGUUAAGUAGCUUGGUGAUGCAGGCCAGGGGGCAAGGAUGUCUCUGCUCCUGGGCUCUGAUCCCCCUGCUUCCUGCUCUGUGCUCACGCUGGUGACCCCCACCUCAGGGUGAGAGCCCCUGUGGGAGUUGCUGGGCACGGCAGGGCUUCAGCCGCUCUCCGGGUGUCCCCGGGGGUUAGGCUUUUUGGGUAGGAAACAAGCUGCAGAUGGUGUCUGCCAUCAAAAUCAGGGCCCCUUGGGGCUGGGGUGUAGGGCAGGGCCUAGCCCACUGCUAAGUCCUGGCCUCCCGGUUUUGCAAGCACAGACCUCCCCUGGCUGGACCUGAUCCAACCCCAAGCAAUGGAGGUAGGACACGGGGUGCCUCCUGUAUCCUCCACCCCUCUCCCCUGACCCAAGGGACUAAGGAGCCAAGCUUGGUCCUUCCCUGUCUGCAUAGGAUGCUUGGCCUCACCGCUGCUCUACCUGCCGGCUGGCUCCACCGCUCUGAUACAGCUGGCACUAGCAAAUUGGGACCAGCUGCCUCUUCACCUCCCCCCCUCCCAUUACAUUGAGAUAGAUGCUGACCGGCACAGAACCAGACCCACCUUUUUCUGGCCCCCACUGGGCUCCUGCUAUACCAGGCCUUGAGGAAGUGCGGUUGCUUUAGGGCACUUUGGCUUUCCCCUGCCCCAGGCUGGGCCAGCCCCUAUCCAGAUCAUUGGGGCUCUUUCUGCUGCCUUCCCUGGGUGUGCAGAGGUGACGUUUGCUCUGAACUCCUGUUGCUCUGACCCUGUACUUGAUGCUCUGCAGAUCUCGGGCCGGGUUGUGCUCUGCGUCACAGGGUGUGAAUCUGGACUAGCUUCCCCAGAAGCAACUCUGAGCUGAUGUGGGCACUAGCAAGAGCAGAGCUUGCUUGAUCUCCACCUGCUUCCAGCUGUGCCAGGCAGCGUUUUGCUCUUGCUUGAAUCAAUACAGCAAUACCUUUUGUUUGAAAUGGUGCUAAUUCCCACUGUGCUGGCUGGCUCAGGGGUGCAGCCUGAGCUGACUGUUACUGGGGUGGCUUGUGUGGGCUCCAAAAUGUGGCUUGAGCACGGUCGUCUUCCAGGAACCAAGCUGAUGCGAGGAACUAAAGAGCAAGAUCCCAGCCCUGGGGGCUCUGGGAAAGGCUCUUUGAGAAUGAGGAGCUGCCACGAUGGGGACAAAGGCGCUGUGUCCCUGGGAUGGCUUGGCUGGAGAAUAAUGUGCUUGCAAAUCCCGCUCAGAUGGGUCACUUAAGCUGAUCCCCCUCUGUUUGUUCCUUUGGCCAGGCUGCGGCAUGCAUCAUCCAGCCACGUUACUGAGUUUCACUUCCUGGUGCUCAGGCCUCGGCCCUGUGCCAAUGGGUAUCUCUGCAACUUGAGCAGCCCCAUGUCUGACUGGGCUCCUUCCCUUUUAGGCCCUGAGACCAGGCUCCUGCUAAGGGGAUCUUGUUACCAGGACUUUGGCCUGCUAUGGAGGUGCCCUUGGCUGCCUGUCCCUGCUACACUUCUCCAAUUACUCCCCGUGAGCCCUUGGUCUGCAGGGGAGAGAAGGUCUCGCUUUGUGGGGGGGCCGAUGCCCCUUUAGCUGCCUGGUCCUGCAGCAGCCGGGGCAGGGAUUCAGGAUACGUGUGGAUCCAGCCUCCCACGUGCAAGCCCACAACUGCUGGCCAGCUCUUGGGAGCAGGCGGCUCAAGGGGUCUCAGUCGGGACAGAGCAGUGUGGUUUUGCAAGGGCAAAGCGCUGACCCCACCCUCCAGCCUUACUCCCUGCCGGUGGCUUCCAGUGCUGCCAAGGCUUUUCCUUUCGGUGCCAUCAUUCUCCCCUGUGCGUGCUCCACGCGGCUGUAAGUCGUCUCGCCCCACUCUGCUCUCUCAUCCCUGGCUGGCAGUGCCUCGCUGUACGGACCGGCUCUGUACACAUGCCCACAUAGCGAGACCCCUCCCCGGCCUGUGUGCCGCCCCCGUGAUGCGUGUCGUGAAGCUGCUGUCUGCGGCGUUGUCCCUUUGUGUAGUGUCCAUGUACCCAGGAUGCAUGAUUAGAGAGAGACUUGCUGUGCACUGGCAGCAGACUAAGCCCGUGGAUGGGCUGCACCACGUAUGCUCUCAUUAGCUCCUGGGCACCGUGGCGUUGUUUGAUCUGUCUUGGUUUGUGCCAUGCAAGAUGUGGGGUGCUCCCUGGCCAUGUCACUCGUACUCCGGUGAGAUGGCCCAGCAGCGUGCUAGCACCACCCUGCCUGUCUUCCUGCGGUGCCCAUCUGUCCUCAAUAAAGCGAGAUGAAGAACGGC
This is a messenger RNA of Alligator mississippiensis (American alligator), 4252 nucleotides long. RefSeq names its product SMYD family member 5 (gene SMYD5). The record is from RefSeq and is a predicted model, not a curated record. NCBI's taxonomy places the organism in Eukaryota, Metazoa, Chordata, Crocodylia, Alligatoridae. The transcript has 13 exons. The coding region runs from base 50 to 1294 and encodes 414 amino acids. Gene Ontology annotation, molecular function: histone H4K20 methyltransferase activity; protein binding.